Messenger RNA from Engraulis encrasicolus (European anchovy), 1889 nucleotides. It is a transcript of the gene ctsba, whose product is annotated as cathepsin Ba. The transcript is spliced from 10 exons. Gene Ontology annotation, biological process: regulation of catalytic activity. Gene Ontology annotation, cellular component: lysosome. The record is from RefSeq and is a predicted model, not a curated record. Bases 78 to 1070 code for a protein of 330 amino acids. Gene Ontology annotation, molecular function: cysteine-type endopeptidase activity. NCBI's taxonomy places the organism in Eukaryota, Metazoa, Chordata, Actinopteri, Clupeiformes, Engraulidae.
CGUGAUUGAAAACUUCUAUUUAAAAACAGAAGCGAAAGCAUUGCCUUCAUUUGGACGUCCUUAAGCUAAUCGCAAGGAUGUGGCGUCUAGUGUGUCUGUGUGUCCUGAGUGCUCUGGCGGGCAGCUGGGCCAGACCUCAUCUCGCCCCGCUCUCCGACGAGAUGGUCCACUACGUCAACAAGGCCAACACCACCUGGACGGCUGGCCACAACUUUCAUGACGUGGACUACAGCUAUGUGCGCAAGCUGUGCGGGACACUGCUGAAGGGCCCUAAACUGCCCCUCAUGGUGCAGUAUGCGGGGGAAGUGGAGCUGCCUACGAACUUUGACUCGAGAGAGAACUGGCCCGACUGCCCCACCAUUAAGGAGGUCAGAGACCAGGGAUCAUGCGGCUCUUGCUGGGCUUUUGGUGCUGCCGAGGCCAUGUCUGACCGUGUGUGUAUUCAUAGUAACAGCAAAGUAAGCGUAGAGAUCUCUUCGGAGGAUCUGCUAACCUGCUGUGAAUCCUGUGGAAUGGGGUGCAAUGGUGGCUACCCAUCUGCAGCGUGGGACUACUGGACACAAGAGGGUCUGGUGUCGGGUGGAUUGUACAACUCUCAUAUUGGCUGCCGUCCCUAUACCAUUGAGCCCUGUGAGCACCACGUGAACGGCUCCCGCCCACCCUGCAGCGGAGAGGGAGGGGACACACCUGAGUGCACGAUGCAGUGUGAGGCCGGUUAUUCCCCUGCCUACAGGUCCGAUAAGCACUUCGGUAAGAACGCAUACAGUGUUGGGGGCACUGAGAAGCAGAUUAUGAGGGAGCUUUUUGAGAACGGACCAGUGGAGGGAGCCUUCAUCGUCUACGAGGACUUCCUGCUCUACAAGAAGGGGGUGUACCAGCACACAACUGGCUCUCAGGUCGGGGGUCAUGCCAUUAAGGUCCUGGGCUGGGGAGUGGACAAUGGCACCCCCUACUGGCUGUGUGCCAACUCAUGGAACACAGACUGGGGUGAGAAUGGCUUCUUCAGGAUUCUGAGGGGUUCGGAUCACUGUGGCAUUGAGUCUGAGAUCGUGGCUGGCAUUCCUGCCUAGUGUGUUGCCUUGGAGGUUUAUUCAGGAUGGCGGACGAGGCAGAGAUGCCACUGAGGCUGCUGUACGUUCUGAGCCCUUCUGCCUGAUACACAUGCACAUGUAAUGGACUUCUCAGCUGCUGUACUGUAGGUGACCUGUAGAGGGCGUUUGGUUCAGAGCUAAAUGCUGCCUGAUGCAGUGGGUUGGCCUUUUUUAUUUGACUGUCAAACUUUUUUUAAAUGAUGCUGAUAUUGUGGAUUUUAAACUUUUUUAUAAUGCUUUUUAUGAAUGUGAUUAAAUUGGAACUAAGUUUUAGUUUUUGCUCAACUACAUGGUGUUAUUCCACUGGCACUAAGGUUUUUGGUGUUGCUACUGUUAGUAUUGAAGGUACAGAACGAGAUCGCUUUGUCUAGGUUUGUGGGUUACUGCAUAAAUUGACUUAGGCUGUGGCAAUGUUUUGUGUUAUGUCUUAUUUUGGCAUUUGGAACUUGAGUCAUUUGCAUUCAGUUCUUGUGAAUUUGCAGUUUAUGUUUAAAAUUUUCCCCAGGAUUUUUUUUUUUUUUUUAAAUGUCGCACAAUGAAAUUGCUUUGUGCAUGUGAACAAGGAACACAAUGUACGGGAAACUCACUAUAUGGAGCAGUUUGCAUUUCAAUGUGGUCGCUUUUCAUAAGGGCGGAAGGACUAUCUCCGGAUUCAAUGUGUUUUUCUUUUCUCUCUGAUGCACAUGUUUGUAUGUGUGCACUGCUUCAGUAGUAAAGGCCAAUAGCCCAGUGGGUGUGGGCUUUUCAUCCUGCGAUAUCAUCUGUGACGCUCCAUUGAAAUAAAAAUUAAUACAUCUA